This is a messenger RNA of Protopolystoma xenopodis, 507 nucleotides long. The record is from the annotation of a GenBank genome assembly. NCBI's taxonomy places the organism in Eukaryota, Metazoa, Platyhelminthes, Monogenea, Polystomatidea, Polystomatidae.
AUGCGCGCAGUCUACCAGUCAAGUUACACCCCAAAACGGGGUGAAAGCGAGCAUAGACAGUGCACGACAAGCGCACAGAUCACCAAUGGACAAGCUGAAGGCGAACAGACCGGCCAAUCAGACGGCCAACCUUUAGGUCACCCAGAUUGCCGCAUGUGCACUUCUCGGCUUCGCCUCGGUCGCAAACGCCCCACAGGGCAAAUUCUUGAAGUACCAUCCUGGUGCGUUCAACUUUAUGGCAUGGCUCAGUUACGCAUUGAUACACUUUUGCUUCAGCUCUUCACCUGGCUCAGCCAAGUAGUCCAUCGGACCCUAACCGAUCAGAACUCAAUGGGUGGAACCAUUCAAUCAACCGGAGACUUUGAAGAUGCCCAUCAUCGUCUCGAGCGUGAGAUGAUCUUUCGAGAACGUGACUUUGAUGCACUUAGAGCUCAGACGAUGCGACUUUCCAGUGAGGACAGACCAGGUGUUCAGGUGAGCGCCAAGAUAAAAGCCUACUUACACUGA